AUGAAGUUCGGAAAGAACAUACGGAGGGAGAUGCACAACCACCCGGGGAUGCACUACCUCGGUUACAAAGGACUAAAAAAGCUAAUAAAACAAAUAAGGGAAAGUCGGAUGGAAGGAAGACAUACCCAAGGGAAGCAACUGAAUGAUCAGUUCGAAAAAUUAUUACAUUCAGACUUGGAAAAUAUUGAAAGGACGUUUAGAAAAUUAUUUUUUGAAAUAAAUGGAAUGAAGGAUGAAAUUGAGAAGAAAUUUGCUUCACGCAUUUUCAACAGUGAAGAAUUAAAAGUGAAUAAAAAAAUUUGUUCGUUUGAUAAUCUACUGGAGAUGUUGAAGGAAGGGGGAGUGGUGUCUGAGGAGGUGCUGGACUUUUGCAUCCGGUUGAGUUUGCUCUCCAACAAGUGCAAAGUUAUUCGCACCUACGUGGUGUAUAAUUAUGUUGGGUUGGUGAAGAUUCUGAAGAAGAGGCGGAAGCGCUGCGGGAGCGACGGAGAGGGGCUCGCCCAGCUGGACCACCUCACCUCCGCGUCGAACGGCACGCCAAGCAGCACGCCAAGCAACACGCCAAACGGAACGUCCAACACGGUGGCCAACACGGUGGCCAACUUAGUGGGCAACAUUGUGGGCACCUACUCAUGGUGCCUCUCCGAUGAGCUGCCCCAACUGAUCACUUCAGUGAAUAUCAUCUCUGACGAGUUCAUGCAGCAGCUGUGCAACUCCCCCCUCACAUCGGAGAAGUACACAUGCCCAAUUUGUCUGUGCCUGAUUCACGACCCCGUGACUUUAAAUUCCUGCUUCCACUCCUUCUGCUGGAAUUGUCUAGCCACAGCUAUCCAAAACUACUCUAUCGAUAACUGCCCCUCGUGUAGAACCAAAAUUGUCUACGAUAGGGACUCUUUCAAAAUAGACGGUAUUUUGAGUCAAUUUUUGAAGAAGCACUUUGUGAGCGAGCCAGCUGCGGAAUGGGACAGCCACUCACGUGAGGGUCACCCCGUCGGUCAAGAAGAGGCGUGCCAAGAGGGAGCAGAACGGGACGCAUUCAUCGCCGAAUGGACCUUCCCCAAUGUGACCGAACCUGUGGAGGGAAAGAAAAACAAGCUAAUCCGGAGAAGUACAAAAGAUCGAAUCGGUUUGGAGAUGUCGACACGUGGCCCAGCUGGUGUAGUGAAAGGAAGUGCACCCCAAGAUAUAUCCCUCCCUGCGUCGGAUCUUACUGCCCCCAUUUUACCGAACAACAGAGAAGAAAAACCUGUUCACGAUGGAGACAAUUUCUUCCCGUGGUACUGCACCCCUGAUGAAGGCGAAACGGAUCCUUGGGCAGAUUUUGACGACUACCUGACCGUUUUGAAUAGCGUCGAUAAGAAUGAGAUGGAGGACAAAGGGCGGGAAAGUGACUGUUGCAGUGAUGAAUGUCGAGAGGGCGCUUUUCCCCAAUCGGAGAUGACAAAGAUGGGGCCCAAGGGGAGCGUGCCGGACGCAUCGUACCGUCUGGUCAGCGACGUCAUUAGCUACACCUUUAGCUAA
Messenger RNA from Plasmodium coatneyi, 1521 nucleotides. RefSeq lists its product as uncharacterized. NCBI's taxonomy places the organism in Eukaryota, Apicomplexa, Aconoidasida, Haemosporida, Plasmodiidae. Gene Ontology annotation, molecular function: ubiquitin-protein transferase activity; metal ion binding. The coding region runs from base 1 to 1521 and encodes 506 amino acids. The record is from RefSeq and is a predicted model, not a curated record. The transcript has a single exon. Gene Ontology annotation, cellular component: nucleus. Gene Ontology annotation, biological process: protein ubiquitination; mitotic cell cycle checkpoint signaling; ubiquitin-dependent protein catabolic process.